AUGGCACUAAUUAAUGAAAGCCACCCUGAAGAAUUCCUUCUACUAGGCUUUGCUGACCAUCCAUGGCUGGAGCUUCCUCUCUUUGUUAUUCUUCUGAUAACAUACCCUCUGGCCAUGCUGGGAAACAUCGCCAUCAUUCUGGUGUCCAAGUUAGAUUCCAAGCUCCACAGCCCCAUGUAUUUCUUCCUCACCAACCUCUCCUUUCUGGACAUGUGUUACACCACGAGCAUUGUCCCGCAGAUGCUGGUGAACCUGGGAAGCGCUAAGAAGACAAUCAGCUACAUGGGCUGUGUGGUUCAGCUGUAUUUCUUCCACACGAUGGGUGGCACAGAGUGUCUGCUUUUGGCUCUCAUGUCUUUUGAUCGCUAUGUGGCCAUCUGCAGGCCCCUCCACUACAGCCUCAUCAUGAAUCAGCAAACCUGUAUCCUAUUAAUAUCCAUUGUGUGGCUGAGUGGAAUGACCUAUGCUGUCUCACAGGGUACUGUUACAUUACAGUUACCACUCUGUGGUCACAACACCCUGGAUCACUUGUUGUGUGAGAUUCCUGUUCUAAUAAAGACUGCCUGUGGUGAAAAGAAUGCAAAUGAGCUCACACUGUCUAUGGUGUGCAUUUUUAUAGUAGCUGUUCCACUCAGCUUAAUUCUUGCUUCAUAUGCUUGUAUAGGACAUGCUGUGUUGAGGAUUAAAUCUUCUGAGGGAAGGAAAAAGGCUUUGGGGACAUGUUCCUCCCAUCUCCUUGUAGUUUUCUUAUUUUUUGGCCCAGUGAUUAGCAUGUACCUUCAGCCCCCCUCUUCCAUCACAAGAGACCAACCCAAGUUCAUGGCGCUCUUCUAUGGAGUGGUGACUCCUACACUCAACCCCUUCAUCUACACCCUUAGGAAUAAGGAUGUGAAAGGGGCAUUGGUUCACCUGAUGAGGAGGAUUUCCAAUUCCAAGUGA
Echinops telfairi (small Madagascar hedgehog) is the source of this 939-nucleotide messenger RNA. Its product is annotated as olfactory receptor 2B11-like. The coding region runs from base 1 to 939 and encodes 312 amino acids. Lineage: Eukaryota; Metazoa; Chordata; Mammalia; Afrosoricida; Tenrecidae. Gene Ontology annotation, biological process: G protein-coupled receptor signaling pathway. Gene Ontology annotation, molecular function: olfactory receptor activity; G protein-coupled receptor activity. The transcript has a single exon. The record is from RefSeq and is a predicted model, not a curated record. Gene Ontology annotation, cellular component: membrane.